Notechis scutatus (mainland tiger snake) is the source of this 1698-nucleotide messenger RNA. Lineage: Eukaryota; Metazoa; Chordata; Lepidosauria; Squamata; Elapidae. The record is from RefSeq and is a predicted model, not a curated record.
AUGGGCUACAGUCUGGAGUCCUUGAAUCCUAAUAGCUGCUUCGCCUUGACAUUCCUGACACAGGCAUCCAACCCUGUUCCAUGCCAAGAACUGGGUUAUUGUGGGCAGGCCAUAGAACACAAAGGUGUAAGAAAAAUGCUGGAUGAUUUGGGGAAAGUAAUGAAGAAUUUUGAAUCCAGAGCUGAGUUCACCGAAGAUUUGCAGAAAAUAAGUGGUGCAGCAGGCGAUGUGGUUGAUAUCAGAGAAAUCACAGAAAGCGGUGAGCUCGAAAUGAAAGGAAAGCACAGAACUGCUCACAAACCUCAUUCAAAACCAAAAAUCUGUGCUUUUGAGGGGAAUGUUGACGAGAGCAGAACAGAUAAAAAACCCAAUGGGGACUUAAAAUCAGAAGAGGACGUUUGGGCCCGACUUGAUGAACUGGAAAGGCAAGAGCAAAUCCUCGGUGAACUCAGCAGGAUUUCUGAGACUAGCAAUGCAAAGGCAGAAGCUGCCUCUUCCUCUGAAGAAGAGAGAGAAGACAAAAAGUUAAACCUGGAUAUUCUUCAGAAGGACGAAAAACCAAAUACUCAGGGCAACUUUCAGAAGGAUGUAACUGACUUUGAAUCAUUCAGAAGUCAGGUUAAUGGCCCCAAUCAUUACAGCAGCGACGAUGAAGAUGAUUUUGCCAUUAGUGAGAAUGCUGUGCCGACAAUAUACUUCUCCCACACUGUGGAACCUAAAAGGGUACGAAUAAACACAGGGAAAAAUACUACUUUAAAAUUCAGUGAAAAGAAAGAAGAAGCAAAACGGAAACGGAAGAACAGCAAUGGAAAUGGACAUGGGACGACGGAACUGCCAAAUAUUAAAACGCCAGCAGAUAUUUAUCGAGUCUUUGUUGAUGUUGUGAAUGGAGAAUAUGUCCCUCGUAAAUCAAUUUUGAAGUCUCGAAGCCGGGAGAACAGUGUUUGCAGCGAUACCAGUGAGAGCAGCAACGCCGAGUUUGACGACAGGCGAGGAAUUCUGAGAAGCCUGAGCUACGAGGACGCGACCCAUAGCGACAACAGUGAGGGCAUCUUAGAAGAGGAGGAGGAGGAGGAACAGCGGGAGCAAAACUCCCUUUCUAGAAAAGCACCUCCCUUGUCAGGAAUGUAUGAGGCUUUCUCAGGGACGGUUGUCGAGAAGGAACCUUUGUCGCCCUCCACGAUACCACAUCCGGUCCUUGCUCACCCAGUCCUGCCAACCAUUUUGGAGCGGAAAUCUGAGGAGAUUCUCUGCGAAGCUUCAGAAGAUACGACAAAGAGAGUUUCAAAAUUCAAAGCUGCCCGAAUGCAACAGAAAAGCUAGUGCCCAUGUAAAGAGCGGACUUGGUUCAUUGUCACGAAAACGCGUGGCAAGGGAUGGUUUGUAUCUAGCUAGUAAGACGGCAGGUUGCUUUGACGUCAUAUUGUUCAUACUUAGACCUCCUGUUGAUAUUCCUUUUUUUUUUUUAAAGAAAGAAGCAAAUCUGUGAAGAAGCAUUUCAGAAACCUCCUUAUUUUCUUAAUAUCCCCCGUGUGCAGUCAGCACCUUUAUACAUGUUUGCCUUACGAUAACAGCACAUGGGAUAAUUUUCAAGAGAAUAAUUCUCAUGAAGCUUUUUGGUUGUGCGCAUUGAAAGCUAAACGCAAGCAGUUUUGUACCAGAUGUGAAGUUAAAAAAAUAUACCAUUUGGGCUGCUUG